Molecule: messenger RNA, 4537 nt
Organism: Pleuronectes platessa (European plaice)
Lineage: Eukaryota; Metazoa; Chordata; Actinopteri; Pleuronectiformes; Pleuronectidae
Gene: rassf5
Product: Ras association domain family member 5
Exons: 5
Coding region: 821-1795 (324 amino acids)
Biological process (GO): signal transduction
Cellular component (GO): nucleus
Source: RefSeq, a predicted model, not a curated record
GCAGAGUACACUCGCUUGCAGAAAGAGAGAGAUGGGAGGAGGGAGGAGGAGUAGGAGGUGUUUGCAGGCUGAUAACACACAGAUGGUUGAGCAAGGCUUCAAGCGACUGAGGGAGCAUAGCAGGAGAGAGAGGAGAGGAGAGAAAUAGAGCAAGGCUGAGUGGGAGGCAUCUGUCUCGAGUAUUGCCAAAGCAACGGAGAGAAGAGUAGAGAGGAGGUAGAGCGGUGCUGCUGAGCGUCUUGUUGCUGUGGCCGAGAGAGCUCCUGCUGCUGCUUACUCUGGACUCAUGGGAGGAAUGGAUGAUCACACACAAAAAUGCCAUCAUAACUGAGCUGCUGCUGCUGCAACCAGGACUUGAACUGAACCCACAGCAGUGCAGUGCCACAGAGACACAGAGCCAGACCAGGGCAGGAUGUGGUAUUGCAUGCAUGCUUUUAUAAGCGUUUGUUUGCAGGUGUAACAGGUGCUCUCAGGUGAGCUGGGUUAACUUGAAACCAGCCUGUAAACUGACUCCAUGAUGGCUGUGUGUGCCUGUGUGCGUGUGUGAGAUGCUCACAUGCCGUGUAUCAUUGUGUAGCUGCAAAUGACCAGGUGCAUCUACUGCAUGGUGUGUGACAGUGUGAGAGCACGCACACACACAUCAGGAGGAAGUGACAAGUCUGUGCUCACUCUCGGAUUUCCUGGUCCCCUCUCCUGUGGCACGCAUAGCGCAGAAUCGGAGCCGGGUUCACCUGUCUCGCCGUCACAAGGGGGACGUAAACUUUCUGGAUGCAUCAGCAGAGGAGCACUGACUUUUUCUGGAUGAGCAAAGGACAGUUGUAUGCUUGUAGACUCUGAUUUGUCUGAGUGUCAGCAUCAGCCCGGCCCCUCUCUAGAUAAACCAGCACUUCCUCAAGCCGUCAACGUGCCGCUCGGGGCCCGUACAACUCUGGACCGCUCCAUGACUGUCAACACAGUGCCGACCCCCUCCAUGACCAGCAGUAACAGCAUGAGCAGCGGGUACUGCAGCCUGGACGAUGAGAGCGAAGACUUCACUUUCUUCACAGCCAAGACCUCGUUCUUCCGCAAGCCAAGGCGGGCACCUAAGCCGACUGAGACGAAGGAGGGAGAGGAGGGAGGGACGAAAGAGCUGUCGGCGGAAGAGGUGCGGACCAGGAUAGAAGAGUAUAACGCUCAAGUCACUGAAAAUGGCAUGAAACUGGCUUCAGAUGGAUCCUUCACAGGUUUCAUUAAGGUCCACCUGAGGCUCAGUCGACCAGUCACAGUCCCCUCUGUGGAGGCGGCGGGUUCAGAGGGAGCGCCCCGGCACACGGCCGCUAGGGAUCGAGCGGCGUCUGAGGAUCAAGAGGAGACGGACUGCGGUCAGAGUGAAAAGAGAACAUCCUUCUACCUACCAAGCGACUGUGUGAAGCAGCUCCACAUCAGAUCUCAGACCACCACCCUAGAGGUCAUCCAGGCCUUGCUGAAGAAGUUCAUGGUGCUGGACAAUCCCAGCAAAUUCGCACUGUACAGGCAGAUGCACCGCGACGGACAGGAUCUCUUUCAGAAGCUUCCUCUGUGUGAGCGUCCUCUUCUUCAGAGGUUGGUUGCCGGGCCUGAACCAGAGCAGCUCACCUUUGUCCUGAAGGAAAAGGAGACUGGAGAGGUGCAGUAUCAUGCAUUCUCUGUCACUGAGCUACAAAACUUCCUGGUAUUCCUGGGGAAAGAGGAGGCGGAGCGCGUGCGGGCAGUGGGGCAUAAAUAUGCCAUGUACCGACAGAAGCUACAACAGGCCCUACGACAACAUGACCCCUGACCCCCUCACCUGCUACCUUAUGACCUCUAUUCAGGGAGAGACUGAAGCAGCCAUCUAUUCAGAGACUGGGGCCAGAGCUGAACUUGUGUGCCCCCCCCCUCCUCCUCCACAGUGCACACAAACACACAGUACAUCCAUACACACACACACAGACGUGCACACUUUCUCAGGACGUAUACAACAACCCCCCCACAAGCUCCAUUCUCUCCCUGAGGAGAGAAUCGGGGGUUGACAGCGGCGUGAGACUCUACAGGGUGUGUGGUCUGCUCGCUGGUCGGACAUGUAGUGUUUUCAUUGCCAAGGACACAAACAGAAAGUUCCGAACACUUUCUGUGGGUGAGACUUGAGAUUUCAUUUGGGACUGAUGUGAAUCAAUGGUGUUUUUGAAGACUCCAUCUUCUUCUGCUACUGCUGCUGCUGCUACUGCAAGUGUUACUUAUGCAUGAGUCUCUCAGCUCAUCCCCUCUGCACAUAGUUAGAAUAGAAACAGAAGGCAUGAUUACUUUUUGCUGCAUCUGUGUGGGAUGGAAGGACAAUCAUACUGUGUGCUUCUCUUCUUUUAUAUCAGAACUGGUGUGCAUAGGGUUCUCACAGGAUGUUUGAUUGGAAUAUGUGUGAAAUUGUGAGGGACGGGUUUACGGUGAGGUACUUGCCAAUCUUGGAGCCCAUUGGCUAUCGAAUGAUGACGAUUUAAGGCCUGGUCACACAUAUACGCACAUAAUGUGAAUAUCACAGGUCAAAGUUCACCAAAGUUUAACUCCAUGCAAAGCCACACUAUAAGAUUUGCUUUACCACAGGAAGCAAAUGUUCUAUUCACCUCCUCACCUACACUGAUUGAAAGCAAAUGGAAUGUUUGCCACUGAAACAUUUGCAUGUGUGACCCCUCUUAGCUUCUCGGGGCAACAGCCAACAUUUUCGGGCUUCUAGUGUAAACAGCAGAUAUCUGGCCGUCUUCCAUUCUCUGUCCAAACAACAUUUGAGCUAAUCUCUAUUGUAAAAAUUAAAAAGCUGAGAGCCGACACAUUUCGGUCAAAGUGUUCAGUUCUUUUGCUCUUCACACGGGCUGUUUACCUAUGGGCCAUGAAAGCCUGCUCAAACCUGAUUGGUCAAACUAGAGACAGAAACAAGAAGGCUUCCAGCCCCAAAACCAUGUCCCUCGCCCACGGAUUCUGCAUAUUCACAAGCAGAAUCUGUUUAUAGAGGUUAGGUUCUGGCUACCAGGGCUUCACCUUAAACAAAGGGUAGGAAGCAGACAGCUGUGUUUGUUUCCAACGCUUAGAACAAGAAGGAAUGGAAGGAAAGAAAGUGAUAUCCAUUCUCUCAGGGAGCAUGUGUUGAGCAAAGAGCAAACUUAAAGUAGGAAAGAGAAGCCUCACCUUACUUCAGUUCUCAUCUGUUCAGUUAAAUGCCAUGUGAAGGACCUGUGUGUGAAGAGGGAUUAUCACAACCUGUGUGUGAAGAGGGAUUAUCAGACCCCCCCCCCCCGAAUCCAGAUCUAACCCACCUUGCAUGAACUCCACCUGCAAAUACAGGGACAGGACAAUUUACAGAUUUUACACUUUGCAUACAACGCUAUGGGAUAUGGGUUGUAACUGAAUGUGAGAGGAGUUUCGUUUAGACCAAAGCUUAGAGGGACAGAUCUAUUGAGAGAAUUUUAAAGGGAACAGAGAGAUUUUUAAGUUUAUUGAAUUACAGGUAGUGUAUGUGAAAAUGAGGCCCGCUUCUGUUUUGCACAUAUUGAUGCAGGUCACUGAAUGGCCCACAACUCUGGGGUCUGGGCAUGCGUUUCUGUUUUCCUUUUCUUUUUAUCUUCUGAACCUUUCACCCAAAAAAAGAAACUAUAAAAUUCUAUAAAACUCAUAAUAAUGGCUAUGAUGUACCAACGAUGUGUUUGCAAUGCAUAUGUGUUAUGUAGACACUGGAAAAAGAGACAAGGUUUAACUUUGAUGUUAUUACAGAUAUUAAUAUUCCUUUGGUAUCAUUCCUACUGGUGUGCUUGUGUGCGUGCGUGCGUGUGUGUGUGUUCGCUCUUCUAGGGCAGUGAGGAAAAUGUGAAUUCUGUUUCAUGAUGAGUGUCUGUGUGUCAUCAGCACUCCAUAAUUGGGCCUCAAUUACCAAAUAUUAAAACAUAUAGUGCAGUAAGUGCACAUUUACUGUCAGACAAUUAUAACAUUUCAACUUCGUUGUUUUGGAAAAUGUAUCAAAAACGUAAUGCAUUUAAAAAAAUCAUUUACAGAAAACUUCCACACAUCCUGAUGGUUCUUUAUUUAUUCCGUGCGCAUACUGAUAAAUGAGGCCCGUUGUCCAUAAGCACAUGCUUCUCAGUGAACCUAGACCCUGUCUAACAUCACCACCCAAAGCCCAAGCUGUUCUGCUGGCAGUGCCUUUUGUUUCAUGUGUUAUCACUCCUGUGCAUACGCUGUGUUUCAGCACAAGGGUGCCUGAGUGUGUGUGUGUGUGUGUGUGUGUGGGUGGUUUUGCAUGUUUGUUGGACGGUGUUGUAAAUCUUUUCCCUUGUCCCCCUAUCUCCUUAACACGUGUGUCUGUCCAACAAAUCCUGUCAGUUUGUGUGUGUGUUAUUUAUUAUAUUUCACACCAUCCACAUGAUAAACAUUAUGUGUAGGAUGUUGAGACUUAAAGCAUUUUUUUGCAAUUCAUUUUGUUUAUUUGAAGAAGUGUGUAUAGAUAUAACGGUAGAACUGUACAGAAUAUCAAAAUGAAAUAAACAAGGUCAUCUCUUGA